CAAUAAAAAAAUAGCGAUUAAUUCCUCUGCACCACGGACACGGCGUCGUUUUGAGAAGAACCCGAAUCUCUUACUCCGUAAUCAAUCCGACACUAUGUUUACUGUUAUUUACACAAAUUGACACUAUCCAUUUUUUCUCAGAAGUCGAACAACUAGAAGAGGUCCGAGUCUCAGAGACCACAGAUUUCAAUCACGCACAGAUGGCUACGUCGACGCCGGCGAAGGGCGUAGUGAUCACGGUACCGGUGCUCAUUCUGGCAGCCUCAGCCAUCGCUAUUAUUUUCCUUCUGUUGUCUCUCUCCUCCUGCGAUUGCCCUUCCGCCGUAGGUACUGUUCGAACCCCAGUGAUCGAUGGCGCUGUUGUUGAAAACUCCGCCUUUUCGGUGGCGGAGCGGAUAUCUCCGAGCAAAGACGAUGUGGAGUGGGUGAAAGAUCAGAUCCGAAUCAAUGGGCUGCAUAUGCAGGACAAUGUGCUUCGAAAGGGCAUUAACCCUCGCACAAGAGCUGAACAGCUCCAAGAUCUCAUAAAUUACAAGGGAAUUUCUCACUAUGAAGGACCCGAAGCAGACAAUCACACUGCACUUCCAUGCCCUGGUGGGCUCCUUGUUGAAGAGCACCAUAGCAACUAUGGUGAGCCAUGGGCAGGGGGGCGAGAUGUGUUUGAGUUUCUUGCCGAGUCUUCCCACCUCAGACCCAACUCGCGUGUUCUAGAGAUUGGUUGUGGCACCCUUCGAGUUGGGUUGCAUUUUAUUCGGUAUCUCCAGCCUGAACACUUCCACUGCCUUGAAAGAGACGAGUUGUCAUUAAUGGCUGCUUUUAGGUAUGAGCUUCCUUCCCAAGGUCUAUUGCAUAAGCGCCCUUUGAUUGUGAGAGGUGAGGACAUGGAAUUCAGUAAGUUUGGCUCAGGAGUUGUCUAUGAUUUGAUCUAUGCUAGUGCUGUGUUCCUCCACAUGCCUGAUAAGCUUGUUUGGGUUGGACUAGAGAGAUUAGCAAGUAAGCUUAAACUCCAUGAUGGGCGCAUCUUCGUUUCCCAUAAUGUUAAGUUUUGUUCACGGUUAGGGGGAGAGGAGUGUACCAAGCGGCUCUCUAGUUUGGGGCUUGAGUAUCUUGGGAAGCAUACACAUGAUAGCUUGCUUUUCAAUCACUAUGAGAUCUGGUUCGGGUUUAGGCGGUUCAAGGCUUAGAGUUUUGAUAACUUAUUUCUUACUUUGAUUGUGGAAUUGUGGAUCCUGGAUCCUCGUUAGAAAGAUCAAAGAGAAUGUUAUGAAUGGAUGCUUUCCUUUGCCUUGCUCUUGUUGCAUUGCCAUUGGUAGCUGUAACGACAUUUUUUAGAAGGCCAAGUCUUACUCCUGUUGAUAAAUUAUUUGAAAGAGAAGCAGGUCAGAAUCUAACAGUGCAUUCUCUUGAUGCAUCACUAGUUUGCACAGAAUUUGCUGACAAGUGAGACUCCUGCUUUCUGUUUUGUUUGUAGUUGGAUCAGGAAAAUGAUAUUGUGUAAGUUCUGAAUGCAAAUUGGAUAAUCUUUAUGCUUAGAUUUAUUUAUUGUAACGUUGUGUGAUCACUGUAUCGAGUGAGAUAGUUGUUGUAGCAGAUGCAUUUUUUUUUUGCAUUUCCUUUUUGAAAAUGAGGUAUGAUUAUAUAAAUGUGUAACUUUCUUGAUAUAAUUACAUUUUCUUUCCCUUCUGCAAUUGAAUUGAUAUCAGUGUUGAUUUUGA
Molecule: messenger RNA, 1715 nt
Organism: Humulus lupulus (European hop)
Lineage: Eukaryota; Viridiplantae; Streptophyta; Magnoliopsida; Rosales; Cannabaceae
Exons: 2
Coding region: 201-1184 (327 amino acids)
Source: RefSeq, a predicted model, not a curated record